AGUGACUGGUCCUUAUCACCCCAGCUCCUUUUUUUUUUUCUCUCUGUCUCCUGCCUUUUCCAGAAGUCUGUUGAACUCAGAGGGCUGAAUGAGAGCAGUCUUCCCUCUGUGACUGGGAAACUACACGGGAGGAACCAUAUACUGACGCAGACGCGAUGCGGUGUUCCAUCAGGAAAUGCUUCAUACUCUCAGUGGGUAUCGUAUUCCUGUGGCUCUUCAUCACUUUGAAAAUGCCCAAGGAAACUGAAGAUGAUCAAAAUGUGAUGACUAUCAAAGGCCAAGUAGCAAGCUUUGAGCCUUGCUCAGUUUGGGAACUGGGAAUAUAGGGUGGAAAUGGUGUGGACAGGCAGAUUCUUGAAAGCCCCUGGGCUUUCUUCCUUCCUGACCUUUUCACCUGAGAGCAGGAAGCUCCAAAGGGGAUGGGGGUAUGGACCUGGGCCUAUUAGUCCAUGAAGAAGCUGUAUUUAUUUUCCUUAUUCGUUAAGGUAAAGAAGACAGCAAAUACUGCUUGAGCCCUGGAUAUUUUAGCCAAUGGCCAGGCAUCCUGAGAAUGUGCCGGGCUCACUGUAGGGAGAAUCACUCCACCUCUUUCCCUAGAAAAGCUUAUGGGAAGCCACUGGGGUGUAAAAUUUGUUCUUUUUAUGAAAGGAUAUAUAUGUUUGCCCUUGUCAAUGCCCCAGGAGGCCAGUUAUAACAGCAGGAAGGACCCAAGACCACUAGAAGACUGGCAGAACCUCACCUUCAAAUAUAUGGAAAAAAUCCAGAAGAGAAGAAAGACAUGGCUGACAGUGGGGAUCUCAUCAGUGCAGCGAGGGGAUGGAAGCAGCCUCUUGUACACAUUGGUCUCCCUGUUCCGUGUUUCCUCUAAGGCUGAGCAGAAACGUCUCACGGUGCUGGUCCACCUUGCAGAUUCUGACCUCACCUGGCUCAGAGAAACUCUUGCCCAUAUUUCAAGCCUCUUCAGCCCACAGAUCUUGAAAGGGCAGUUGCUACUGAUCCAUGCUCCAUCCGAUGCCUACCCCACUGUGGACAGCAUCAGCGAUGAGGCCUUUUGUGGCGAAUUCUACUCCAAGCAGAACAUAGAUCAUGCCUUCCUCAUGAGCUUUGCCACAAAGCUCUCUGAUUACUUCCUGUUAAUAGAGGACAAUGCCCUUUUUGCCCCCAACUUUGUCACCCACAUUCAUUCAAGGGUGACCACCAUGAAGUCCAACUCGUGGGUGCUACCGGAGUUCUCCAAUAUAGGCUUCCUUGGCAAACUCUUCCACAGCAGGGACCUUCCGCUCCUGGCCCAUUUCCUCCUCCUCUUGUACAAGAAGAAACCCCUUGACAGCCUGAUUUCUCAUUUCCAUACACUCCUGGUCCAGGAAAGCCCAAUCCUCUGCAGACCUUUCCUAUUCUACCGCAGGGUCUCCUACACUGCCUUUGAUCACAAGCAGAAGGCCACAGCACUUCAGAAAAAGAAUGCCGAUGGUCCCAACAACCCGCCUGGAGCUGUCUUCACUGAUAUGCAGGUUUCUGAUAUGCAUUUCCCCUGGGAGGCCUACACUCUGGAUGAAUCAUUCUUUUGGACACACAACAUUAGUAUAGGAAACCACCUGACAGUGAUUCUGAACCAUCCAGCAAACCUGAGCAGGGUGCAAGUGAUGACGGGCCCCAUUGUGGAUGGGAGGUACGCCCUGGAGAAGGGGCAGGUGGAGCUGGGCUACCAACCUGAGGGGGUGCCACAGCACUGCACCAGCUUCGCCUUGCUGGGACAUCUUUCAGAGGGGCAGAUGGAUCAGAAGAUACUUCUGAAAGGUAUGGGGUACCACGUGAGCUGUGUGAGGCUGGUGGUGAGAGCUGGUCAGGCUGAGGGGCUCAUGAUCAGGCAUAUCUACCUCUGGGAGAAAAAUGACAAAUAGCAGCAAGUGGAUCAACGCUGAAGAUAAAUCAGUAGGGGGAUGAAAAAUUGAAAUCUUAAAGCCGUUUCAUUCUAGUCUAUAUGAGUGACAUAGGGGAGACACAAUGGAAUGAAGGGCAGACAGAGAAGACUGUUAGUCUUUUGGUGCCACCAAGAUGUCAGGAGACUUGUUGCUUCCUUUCUAUUCAAAGAACUCUCAUAGGAUAUCUUUUGCUGGGGCACAUAUAGCUUAUCCAAAUUUGGGGAGAGUUUUGAUCACUCUCAAAAUCUUUAGAUACCUGGGAUGCUGAGAUCAGCCCAAAUCAAGGUGUCCAUGUGUGUACAUGCAUGUGCAUGUAUGCACUUCUAUGUUCACACAGAGGCAGAGGUGGGGAUGAGGUAUGUGGUCAUAGGAGGGCAGGCAAGAAAAUCAUGGCUGAAUCCCUAGAAUUGACAUCAUAAAAAGCCAUGAAAGGGACUCUCAUUAGAAGUCAAAAUCUCUGAAGUGCAGGAAAGUAGCAGAUGGACAAAUAGCAAUAAAACGAAUCCCUUAGCUCUAUUAUUGAAGCUGUUUCACAGUGCCAAUCUAGUUCCCUCCUUUCCUCACCAACAAACUUGGGCAUAAAUAGGUUGUAACUAGGCUAGGUAUGGUGGCUCAUGCCAGUAAUUGCAGCCUCCCUUAGGAGGCUGAGGUGGGAGGAUCUCUUGAGGCCAGCAGUUCAAGACCAACCUAGGCAACACGGCAAGACCCUGUCUCCACAAAAAAUUACAAAGUUAGCCAGGUUGUGGUGGCAUGUGCCUGUGGUCCUAGCUACUCAGGAGGCUGAGGCAGGAGGAUCACUUGAGCCCAGGAGGUUGAGGCUGGAGUGAGCCAUGAUUAUGCCAUUACACUCCAGCCUGGGCAACAGAGUGAGACCCUGUCUCAAAAAAAAAAAAAAAAAGUUUGUAACUAAAGCUUCACUCAUCAGCAAUUCCUUCCUUAACUCUGGUUUCUGUGUCCACACUGGCCUCUGCAUCCACAAUGCUACUGAAACUCUUCCCUAUUUGUCAUGACGAGAAUAGUCAAAACCCAGUGACUUUUUCAGAUCUCACUCUCCCUAACUUUCUACAGCAAUACACAGUUCUAAUUAUGUCUUCCUUCUCAAAAUUGUCCUCUUCCUUUACUUGUGGGAUUCAUCAGAUAUUUAUUGAGUGCCUACUACAUGCCAGGCACAAAAAAAGCUCCUAUCUGUGAAGAGGGUUUUUAUGGGAGUAAGAUAUACACAGGUGUGUGAAACAUCACAUUGAGGUUAAGUACAGGGUCUGUGGGAGCACAGAAUUGCUGUUCCCAAAACAUUCUUGAGGAUUUAGGAAAGGCUUUUUGGAAGAUGUAACAUCUAAGCCUAGACCUGCCAGAUCAUCACAGAAAAUAGCCAAGUGAUAUGCGAAGAGAGGCAGGGAGACUUUCCAGUAGAAGAAGCAGCAUGUGGUGAAGUGGGCCAGAGGUGAGCAGAGUAAAUCAUUUAGGGAAUCUGGAGAUGGAGGGCAAGCCUGGGUGAGGGUAAUGCAGAAGAGGACGCCACAGGACUAAGAAAGGGCCAGCUUGAGAAGGUCAAAGGAGGUCAGGCGCAGUAGCUCAUGCCUGUAAUCCCAGCACUUGGGAGGCCGAGGUGGGUGGAUUGCUUGAGUCCAGGAGUUCGAGACCAGCCUGGACAACAUAGUGAAAACUCGACU
Messenger RNA from Symphalangus syndactylus (siamang), 3592 nucleotides. Its product is annotated as alpha-1,3-mannosyl-glycoprotein 4-beta-N-acetylglucosaminyltransferase-like protein MGAT4E. Lineage: Eukaryota; Metazoa; Chordata; Mammalia; Primates; Hylobatidae. Gene Ontology annotation, molecular function: acetylglucosaminyltransferase activity. Gene Ontology annotation, biological process: protein N-linked glycosylation. The record is from RefSeq and is a predicted model, not a curated record.